Messenger RNA from Sinocyclocheilus grahami, 722 nucleotides. It is a transcript of the gene h2az2a, whose product is annotated as H2A.Z variant histone 2a. The coding region runs from base 158 to 544 and encodes 128 amino acids. The transcript has 5 exons. The record is from RefSeq and is a predicted model, not a curated record. Gene Ontology annotation, molecular function: protein heterodimerization activity; DNA binding; structural constituent of chromatin. Gene Ontology annotation, cellular component: nucleosome. Lineage: Eukaryota; Metazoa; Chordata; Actinopteri; Cypriniformes; Cyprinidae.
CCAACAACAGACAUUUUGAUUGGCUAAUUCCACCGAUCGGUCUGCCUCGAGCGUUCGCUGCUGAACGGGCCGGGGUUUAUUGUUCCUCCGAGUCAAGAGGCGAAAUAGAUUGUAGACAGACCUCCCCGGAUCCCAUUCAAAGUAAUAAUUUGCUGAAAUGGCUGGAGGAAAGGCAGGUAAAGACAGUGGCAAGGCCAAGGCAAAAGCAGUGUCUCGCUCACAAAGGGCUGGACUUCAGUUCCCAGUGGGUCGUAUCCACAGGCACUUGAAGACCCGCACUACAAGCCAUGGUCGUGUAGGAGCAACAGCAGCCGUCUACAGUGCAGCCAUCCUUGAAUAUCUCACAGCUGAAGUUUUGGAGUUGGCAGGAAAUGCUUCAAAAGAUCUGAAGGUGAAGCGUAUUACUCCUCGCCAUCUACAACUGGCCAUUCGUGGAGACGAGGAGUUGGACUCCCUCAUCAAGGCAACCAUUGCUGGUGGUGGUGUGAUUCCUCACAUCCAUAAGUCCCUGAUUGGUAAGAAGGGCCAGCAGAAGACUGUGUAAUUCCUGUUGGGGUCGCUAUGCUGACAUGGACUCAAGAACUUGCGUUUGGGAUGUGUGACCAGAUCGGCUUGUUCAUGUUCAUCCAUUCUCUUUUUUUUUUUUUAAGUUAAUAUUAAUGUUAUACUAGCUAACCACAAGUGAUUUGUAGAGUUUUGUGUUAAUGUUAUAUCGCCAAAAC